UUCAAAUUAUAUUACCUUCGAAAUGUCUAAGUUAUGUAUGGUGAAGAGUUGUCCAGUUGGUCCAGUUUUGAAACGUUUCUUCCUCAGGGCAAAUUAUCAUUUUUCAAAGCAAAUACCCCUGGGAGGAUAGAAAGUUGGUCAAAAGCUUUUUAGAGAUUACUUUGAAACCUCAUGAUUUAGUUUGCCAGUUGCAUUUCAAGAGCGAACAUGUACAACAAAAUUGUUAUUAAGGAUGUUGUCCAUUUACAUGAAUUACAUAGGAAAACACUCAAACCAGAAGCGUUGCCAACAAUUCAGCAUCAGUUCCACAGUUAUGCUGGUGAACAUCUUGCGAAAGAGCAAAUGUUGCAAGACAAACAAAAGCUUGUACAUCAACAACCAGAAAUAAUACAACAUCAAGAAGAAAUUGUGAAUCAGCACUCACAGCAACAAUCAGAAGCUCCCAUAGAACAUAAUUACUGUGUACAACAAUCAGAAAAACCAUUGCAAUAUUUGUUGGACAAAUAUCAGCAAUUCUUGCCCCAGCAUUGGGCUUACAUACCAAAGCCUGAUGGAAUAGAAUACAUUAGGUUGGAUCCAGAGACUCGUCUCAUUAAAAACCACAUAAUGGUUAGAGAUGAUUUAACAGUUUUGGUUAUCUUUCCCAAUAAGGAAAGACUACAUGUAGAUGACCAAAUUGUCUCGUCACUGCCUGAGGAUGUUUAUGCAUUUCUGAAAAGUGUGGAGAAGUGGCCAUUGUGUGUUGGCACCCAAAUUGAGAAUCAAAGUUUUUCGAAAGGAUGUCAAGGAGUUAUUGUUGGACAUGGAAUGUAUAAAAGAAUGCAACAAAAUCUUCGAUGUCAAUCAUGUCGAGUCCUCCGAAAGAAACUCAAUGAUAGAAAGGGUGGCAAUAGUGUCCAGGAAAAAUGGAUUAUAUUUAAGCGUAAGAAGGGUAGUACGCUGAAACAAUGUAAUCGUUUACAGAAAAAAUGUGGGUGUUCCCAGCUUGGAGAAGAUGAAACCACAGUAUUCUGCAGCUAGAAGAUAUUGGCUAGCUCUCUGAGUGAUGGCAGAUAUUAGUUAAAUUUAUAGAGAUCCCAUAGAAUGUGUUAUUCAUAAUUCAUUGUUCAUCAUAGCAUAACAUGAAAUCAUUAAAUUGUUUUUUUUUUAAUUGAAUAAUGUCUUAUACUAGUAGUAGUAGUAGUAGUAGUAGUAACAGUUCUUUAUACUUAUAUUAUUUCAUGUACAAUGUAGGUUUUCCCAGCUUGAUAUUAUUCAUGUAAAGUCUGAAAUAGAAAUUUUGAAUUUGAA
Messenger RNA from Coccinella septempunctata (seven-spotted ladybird), 1290 nucleotides. RefSeq lists its product as uncharacterized. Bases 208 to 1020 code for a protein of 270 amino acids. Lineage: Eukaryota; Metazoa; Arthropoda; Insecta; Coleoptera; Coccinellidae. The transcript is spliced from 5 exons. The record is from RefSeq and is a predicted model, not a curated record.